Molecule: messenger RNA, 4335 nt
Organism: Ictalurus furcatus (blue catfish)
Lineage: Eukaryota; Metazoa; Chordata; Actinopteri; Siluriformes; Ictaluridae
Gene: arvcfa
Product: ARVCF delta catenin family member a
Exons: 16
Coding region: 419-3112 (897 amino acids)
Biological process (GO): cell-cell junction assembly; cell-cell adhesion
Cellular component (GO): adherens junction; plasma membrane; cytoplasm
Molecular function (GO): cadherin binding
Source: RefSeq, a predicted model, not a curated record
CACACUCCUGUCUGUCACCUCAUCCUGUAGAUUUUGUUGUUGUUGUUGUUGUUGUUGUUGUUUUUCACAAUUCGCGCUUUACACAUCAAACACAACGCAAAACCACACAGCCUAAUUAACAAAUAUACAUGCAGAACGGCCGCAACUUUGAAUUCGCUCAGAAGAGUCGUUCAAAAAGAACCGAUUCGUUGGCGGAGACUCUAGUGUGUGAGCGCGAGCGAGCGAGCGCGCGCGUGGACGCACGCACGAGCCGCAGAUAGGAUGGCUGCGCUCCCCUGAGCCGUUAGCGCUUAAAAACUCUGUCCCGAAGAACAGAACAGGAGUAAGAGGUGAAGGAAAGAAAGACAAGAAGGAAAGAGAGAAAGAGAGAGAGAGAGAAACGUUAGCUCGCUACACCCGACGCCACUCGCCACUCAUUAUGCCGGCGGAGGUGAAAGAGGAGCAGAGCCUAGAAGAUCCUGCAGCUUUGCCCUCAACUAAGCAGACCAAAGAGCCAACUGAAGAGGUGCCAUCUGCAGAAGACAUACCGGACACGCCGUCCUCUGACCUGAGCACGUUCACGUCCACCAAUGGAAGCGCACAGAACACGGAGACUAACAAUGACGAGAGCUCAGGGAUAGGGACAGAGAAGUCCUCCAGCCCUGACACUGAGUUGAACCCCCUCAGUGCUUCCAGCUCUCACGAGGAAGUUGUGCCAAAACAGCUGGAGGUGAGGAUGCCAACCUACAAAACACAGAUACACAGACUCGCAUUCAUUAAAAACUCUGAAAGUAUAACUGAUGCAACAGAGACAUUUCAGACAGCGUGUGAGGGCUCUCAAGAUUCAGAGGGCAUUCUUACUUCCAAUGCCUCAGUGGAGAAAGAAGAUGAAUGUAGUUCAUCUCAGACUGCAACAAUAACCCCCGACUCUGACACCAACACGUCGUCUGACACUCCGGCUGAAAACAUCAAAGACCAGCCUGUCAGGCAUAGCACUCUCCAAAGUCCUCGGGUAGACCUCAGCAAUCAUGGCACCAUUCCACAUGCUUUCCUGUUCCCUCCUUCUUACACAAACCUGCCAUCCAGGAACUACUUAGAGAACUGCUAUACCCUCCCACUUCACAGAGACAGCUUCGGUCGAAUUGGAGGACCGGUGUGCAAUGGCGCCGCCAAGGGAGAUCAGGACGGUGCUGACCUGAGGUCAGGAAUCCCUGCGAUCAGUCAUCCUAUGAUGGGUGGAACCCUCCCCUUGAGACCUACACUGGAUCUUGCGGUUGACGAUCACCUCGGUCCAUUACCGCAUCCCUUCCUGCAGGAUCUGUACAGGAUGCAGACCCUGAUUCCUCAUAAACGUGCCAGCAUGGUCAGCCUGGACACCAUUCGCAAGGACCCUCGGUGGAGGGACCCUAACUUGCGGGAGGUCAUUGCCAUGCUUAGCCACCCCAUGGACCCCGUCAAGUCUAAUGCCGCCGCCUAUCUGCAGCACCUCUGUUACGAGAAUGACAAGGUGAAGCAGGACGUGAGGCAACUCCAUGGCAUCCCCAUGUUGGUGGGGUUGUUGGACCACCCCAAAGCCGAGGUGUACCGCAAGGCCUGUGGAGCCCUGAGGAAUAUUUCCUUUGGCAGGGAUCACUUCAACAAGGUGGCCAUCAAAAACAGUGAUGGCAUUCCUACACUGCUGAGGCUGCUGAGAAAGACUAGUGACAUGGAGGUCCGAGAGUUAGUUACAGGAACCCUGUGGAACCUCUCAUCUCACGAACCCCUGAAGAUGGCCAUCAUCAACCAUGGGCUUCAGACACUGACUGAUGAGAUCAUCAUCCCACACUCGGGUUUAAGAGGGGAUCCCAAUGACCCAUCCAGACCAGGAGCACCAGAAUGGACCACAGUUUUCAAGAACACAUCUGGAUGUUUAAGGAAUGUGAGUUCAGAUGGGGCUGAGGCUCGACAGCAGAUGCGUGAGUGUGAGGGACUUGUGGAUGCUCUGCUCCAUGCCCUUUACUCUGCUGUGGCUAGGAGGGAUAUGAAUAACAAGUCUGUCGAGAACUGUGUCUGCAUUCUACGUAAUCUAUCCUACCAUGUGCACAAAGAGGUCCCAGGGGCAGAGAAAUUUUACAGUGCCCCAACUAUUCAGACCACAAAGCCAAGGAGCUACCAGAAGAAAAAGGACGUGCCCGAUUGCUUUGGUGGACGUAGUACCAAAGAGGAGUGGUUCAAUCAGUGCCGGAAACACGGAACGAGCGACAAAACAAACAGCACUUUGGACAUGUCCAAGCGCACGCUCCCGACGAAAGGUCUGGAGCUGCUCUACCAGCCGGAGGUUGUGAGGCUGUAUUUGUCACUCCUCAAGCUGAGCCACAACCAGAAUACUCUGGAGGCGGCCGCAGGGGCCCUCCAAAACCUGUCUGCAGGACUCUGGGCUUGGUCUAAUUACAUCCGAGCAACUGUACGGAAAGAGAAAGGCCUGCCUAUUCUGGUCGAGCUGCUCCAUUCAGAUGCAGAUAAAGUGGUGAGGGCUAUUGCUAUUGCCCUCCGUAACCUGGCCAUUGACCACAAAAACAAAGAUCUCAUUGGGAGCUACGCCAUGAGGGACCUGGUCAGCAAUCUGCCCAGCGGCCAGCAACGUCCUGCCAAAAACCUGGAAGAGGACACAGUUGUGGCAAUCCUCAAUACCAUACACGAGAUCAUCACUGACAACCUGGAGAAUACUCGCUUCCUUAUUCAGGGCCAGGGGAUCCAAAAGCUGGUGGCCAUAAACAAGACAAGCCAGUCCUUGAGAGAGAACAAAGCAGCAUCGCAUGUACUCCAGACUGUGUGGGCCUACAAAGAUUUAAGGCACACACUGACCAAGGGAGGCUGGAAUAAAUCUCACUUUAAGCCAGCAGUAUCUGGAGUCCCCAAAAAGCAGAAGAAUGCAAAGCUAGGCAACGAUGACAUCACACUUCCCUUAAUGGAAAAAAACCAAGAUGGAUACUGCAGCACUGAUCAGAGUGACAGAGUUGGAGACGGGCCAUGCCAUAUGAUAGAGCGGGAAACCUUCCAGGGGGUAAAUGAUAAGCGACAUUUCAUCAGGACUAGUAGGCCAGCUGUUGGCUUAGUGGAACGCACUCCUCAACCCUUGGACUCUUGGGUCUGAUGCCCCAUCUGGUGAGCUCAAUUGCCAAAUUUGCAGAUGAAAAUAGACGCUUUUGUGUGUUUUUCCAUAGAUUUUGUCUCCAAGGACAGACAGAUUUAUUUAUUUAUUUAUUUAUUUAUUUAUUUAUUUAUUUCAAAAUCAAGUCUCUCCUUGGUGGCAAAACAAACAACUGUCGUUCUCCCACACACAAAGGAUUUUAUAAGGUAAAUUCUUAACCAUUGAGUAAAACACAGAUAUUCACCGAGACCUAAGAAAUGAUUUCUUCUUUCAGCACAGGAAGGACAUUUGCAGCAAUCUUUAGCCAGACUUUAGUUAGAUUCCGUAAUUCUAAUGUGUGUGUGAAGUAUAUUUUAUUUAUUUAUUUCUCUCUCUUUUUAGAGAUGGAGGUACAACUUGUAUAAGAUAUUGGCGUGACUGGAUCUGCACUUGGAUGAGGGUUUGUGAAAGAGAAGAAAGUAAAGCGUACCACAGAUUUUAUUCCAGCGUCUUCAGAAAGCAGAAAAUUGACUCUUUUUUUUUCCUUUUCUUUUCCUUUUUUUGUUUUUUUUGAGAAUUUGACUGAUUGUGCCUGUGGUAUUAUUAUUUUUUUUUUUCUUUUUCCAUGCAGUGUUUUGCUCUCCUGCUAAAAUAUUCUCUGUUUUUAGCACCUCCGGCUCCAUUGUUCCAGAAUAACGUACAGAUAUUAUAUGAUCCCAGUACUGGUUAAUAUUUGAUUACAAACCAUAUAUAUCCUUGUAUUAUUUCAUUUUUGUCAACAAGACAUAUUGUAUAAUAGUGCUAAUAUUCUUUAACUGUAUGCAACACAGACCAGUAUUCUAUCUUGUUGUUUUUUUUUAUGUACAGCAAAGAGAUGCAACCAGCGUAUAUUAUGGAUAUUAAAUGUGACUAGCAGUCUAUGAAAAUCACAGACAAAAGUCAUUGUGCCAUAUUAGUCAAACAAGUAAUUCUUACUGGAUUGAAUUGCUUCUUCAUUGUCAGUGUUUUAACUGCUUGACAAUAAAAGGCUUUUUAUCAUUUUGGUCUUUUUGUCUUUUCUAAGCGAAAGGAUCAACAGAAAAUUAGCUUCGGAGCAACGCGCAGGCAAUACGCAGGCUAAUUGAAACCAUUUAAGUGGGAAAUUGAAUGAAGGAAUCGUAGGAAACGUUUUUGUCUUUAAAGGACUAUGGCAUACAUAUUCCAUAAACCCUAAUUCAGUAUGUCAUUACUUGAUGAGCCAUAAACCA